AUGAGGCCAGAUAGCUUUCUGUUGGUCGUAUGGGACAUCAUCUGUGGGAUGACGAUGUUGCACGAUAGUGUGAUGAUCCCCUUGCUGACGGCCUUUGACGUGCAACAUGGAUCAGGAAUUCUCUAUGGCUUCGCGUUGGUGAGCGCUGUGAUCUGGUGUUUAGAUAUGAACAUCUCCUUCUUUCGCGGCUUCAUCAACGCCCGGACAGGCUGGACAACGCGCGACUCCGUCAGAACGCUACCUCACCGGCUGGUUUUUGCCGGACGUGGCGCUGAUCUCGUUGGACAUGGUCUCCUUCUUCAGCACGGAAAGCAGCAACAUGGUGUCCUUCACCUUGUUUCGUCUCUUCCGAAACCUGCGGCUCUUGCGGCUGGUGCGGAUGGUGGGUCGCGCCGGCGUGCUGAAGGAGCAUUUGCAAACUUUCGAAAUCAUGGAGUGGGCAUCCGUCUAUGUGGAGACCACCCUGGGAAUGAUGAAGCACUUGGCCAUCAUCGCUUUGAUGUGCCACUUCUGCGGUUGUGCCUGGUACGCUUUGGGACGCACGGGACAGGAAUUGCCGGGACAGACCUCAUGGAUCACCGUGCACGCAGGAACCAGACACUUGAUGAGCUGGGCCUUCCCACCGAUCUCAUGUAUAUGUACAGCACUUCGCUCCAUUGGGCCUUGACGCAGUUCACCCCGGCGGCCAUGGAGGUCUCGGCCAGCAACGGUGUGGAGCGCCUCUUCACCGUCUGCGUCGUCCUCACAGGACUCAUUGCCUUCAGCUUCUUCUUGGGCUCGAUCAACCAAUCCUUGAGCCAAUUGAAAGCCCGCAGUGCCCAGGAAACCUUCCAGAACAUGCUGGUUCGCCGCUACAUCAGCGAGCGGCAGUUAUCCAUGGAACUGGCCGCUGACAUGUUGGCCUUCAUCCGGCAACGUGGACUGGGAAAAGCCAAGAGCAAAGUGGUCUUCAGCGAUAUCAAGGCCUUGGACAGCUUGCCACGAGAGUUGCUGGCGCACUUGCAGCACGAAGUGGGCCUUCCGAUCUUGGACACUCAUGCGAUGCUGAAGCAUUUGAGUGUGCUGGGCAGCAAGGAGAUGACUCGCUUGUGCGAGAAGGCCCUGAAGGAGUCCCGACGGAUCUACGGCGAACACUUGUUCGAAGCCGGCGGCGGCGGCGAAAAGAUGUACUUCAUCCUGUCCGGACGCUUUCACUACACCAGUGAGUUGCUGCUGGAUGUGACCCACGAAGUGUCCAAAGGGAUGCGCUGCAGUGAAGCCUCUCUUUGGCUCUCCUGGGAGCACCACGGAACGAUGACCUGUGCGGAUCACACCUCGUAUCUCUUUCAGCUGGACGGCGCCAACUUUCGGAAGAUCAUGGUGCGCUCCGACCAAGCUGAGCUGUGCGCAAUGUACGCGCGACUCUUUCACAAGGGCUUGAUGGAGGCGUCUGUAACUGAGGAGGACGCCAGCGACUUGUUCGGCAGCGACGAGGACGUCGCGCAGAUCAUGACGCCCAUCCGCGCGGUGAUCCGCACCAGCAACUUGAUGGCGGACUUUGGGCACUUCUCCGCUGUUUGGGCUUUCCAAGUCUGGAAGGAAUGGCUUCAGGACAAGAAAGAUGAACGACGGAGAUCCAAGAGAAACAGUUUUAAUUUUUGCGGCCGCAGAGAGGCGUCCUAA
Messenger RNA from Durusdinium trenchii, 1662 nucleotides. Lineage: Eukaryota; Dinophyceae; Suessiales; Symbiodiniaceae. The record is from the annotation of a GenBank genome assembly.